CGAAAAAUUAAUUUUUAUUAAUCAAAUGCGCUAUUUAAAGUUAAAUAAUGUUUUGGAAAAAAAUCGGGAAUUCCGUUUCAGAUAGGUAUUUCCGCGAUUCCGCGAUCGCGGAAAAUCAGUGCCUCUAGUGUCCCAUAUAUGUCAAGAGCUGCAGCGAACACUCUUCAGACGUUUUUAUGAUCUUAAUUGGCUGAAUGUGACGGAACCUCUCUCCUUGUCCAAUCAUCUUGAGGGAAAACUGUUGGUGCUGGAUUUCUUUACUUACUGCUGUAUUAAUUGUAUGCACGUGUUACCUCAUCUGGAAGAACUCGAAAACAAAACACACCAUUCAGGAUGGUCUGGUUGUGAUAGGAGUCCAUUAAGCCAAGUUUCUCAGUGAAAAGACAACUAGUAAUAUUUUAAGUGCUGUUUUGCGGUAUGACAUAAAACACCCUGUCGUCAAUGAUUCAGAAGCUUUGCUAUGGCAACAGUUGCAGAUUAACUGCUGUCCAACAUUUGUAACUGUAGGUCCCAAUAAAGAGUUUUUGUUCACCAUUGCUGGAGAGAAAAGCAAGGAUCUUUUAUUUGAAUUUGUCACGGUUUCGCUGGAAUAUUUAAUGGAAAAGAAGGAAAAGGACAGGAGACAGAAAUCUCCAUUGCAUUAUCCUGGAAAGGUUUCAGUCACAGAGCGUGAUGAAUUGAUUAUAUCGAACACAGGAAACCAUAGCAUCCUGAUUGUCACCUACAAUGGUCUUGUCAAGGAGAAGAUUGGGGGUGUGAAAGGUUUUCGUGAUGGAAAUUUCCAGGAAGCCAGGUUUUCAUCUCCACAAGGCACAGCUUCACUGGGGUGUCUUAUAUUUGUAGCAGACACGGACAACCAUGCAAUAAGACGAAUUGACCGUGUUAAACGAAGAGUGGACACGAUAGUUUGUACAGAAUAUCAGGGUUAUGACACGGAGGGUGGUAAGACUGGGACUUCUCAGGAGAUUUCAUCGCCCCGGGAUCUUGUCAUAGGAACAUCACCACAUUCAGAAGAGCCUGAUGUUCUCUACAUUGCUAUGGCUGGAAUCUGGGUGUAUUUCCUCAAAGACGUUACUUGGUACAGAAACCAACAAUUCAAAGCUAAGAUUUGUGUCCGGUUUCCUGUUUUGGGUAAUGAGGAGGAUCAAAACAACAUUUACCCACAGCCAUCUGGUCUCGCGCUGUCGCUGUCGCCCAGGGGUUAUCUGAACACACUGUACAUCGCCGACGCCGAGAGUUCCAGCGUGCGACAGAUCUCACUGGAGGACGGAACGGUGACGGCUUUGGUUGGAGGAGAGCGAGACCCUCGGAAUUUGUUUGGAGACCAGGAUGGAGUUGGCGUGGAAGCCAGGUUACGACAUCCACUGGGUGUGGCUCUGGUCACUGAAGAAGGUCAUCUAAUUGUAGCAGAUUCUGACAACAAUAAGAUUAAAUCUGUUGAUCUGAAAACCAAAGAGUGCUUCACUGUGAUUGGUUGUGGGUUGCCAGGUAACCACUUGAGUGACAACCACUUGGAGGUGAAGCUGAAUAAGCCGGGUGGAAUUUGUGUCAAUCAAAGAAAGCAGCUUGCCUACAUUGCUGACACCAACAACCACUCCAUUAAAGUGUUACAUCUCAAUACAAACACACUGAAAGAGCUUCCAAUAAUAUUUCCAACUAAUGGGGAACAUCUCAGUGACAAGGCACCAAAUUCCUAGAAAAUAAUUGUUUCAGAUCCUGCUGAAACUCCCAUGAAGACUCUGAAAGGCCAUUUGAAAACGAGUUACCAGCAGCCGAUAACAGAGUUCAUUAUUCGUCAGACAAAUGGUUUGACACAGAUGUCGGUCAUGCUGGUAAUGCAGUUGUUUAUCUGUCGGGUAGAUGACACAUGCACUGUGAGAACUAGCCAUUGAUCAACCCCUGAAUAUUGUGCUGAGUGGCAGACAAAAACAGUGUUUGAUGUUUGAUUUUGAUACCAGUCAGUUAUGAUCAGGUGUGAAAAUAUGUGUCUGACGCACAUGUUAGAUAUCGUGUGAGAUUUGUGGUAUCACACAACGGUCUCCAGUGGAUGUGUGAUACUCAUUUAAAGACAUCUGAUUGUUUGCACCAUGGUGAUGACCUAAAUGCCAAAGCUAUACCAUCCAAUAAAUUAAGAAUUUGAUUGCUCUGUGAUGUACAAGUUAACCUGAAACUGAUUGCUGUGUGACGCACAAGUUAACCUGAAACUGAUUGCUCUGUGAUGUACAAGUUAACCUGAAACUGAUUGCUCUGUGAUGUACAAGUUAACCUGAAACUGAUUGCUCUGUGAUGUACAAGUUAACCUGAAACUGAUUGCUCUGUGACGCACAAAUUAACUGCAAGCAUAGUUAACCUUUAGCACGUCAGCUAAAGUUUUGAUUGAAAAAGACAUUUAAAUUCUGGAGGAUAUGUUACAAACAGAAUACUCAACUCGUAUCCAUUAGAUGUCAUUGAUCUUGCAACUUGUUUAAAAAUGUAUUCAACUUGCAUUUGCUCGUUAGAUACUUUUCAAAAUAACUUCUAAAAUUAUAAAUGGUAUCUUAAUGGUAACUCAUGUAUUAUUCUCUAUUUACAUAUUUUACAUUGUCUUUUCAAUGAAAACUAGUCAACAGUUGAGUCAUUUCAGUUUAUUUCUAUGCUUUUAUCAAAUAAAUGGCAGAAUGUAGCCCAGUGGCAAAGUACUCUCCUGAUGCGUGGUUGGUCUAGGAUCAAUUCCCAUCAGUGGGCCCAUUUGGUUAUUUCU
Messenger RNA from Gigantopelta aegis, 2740 nucleotides. Its product is annotated as NHL repeat-containing protein 2-like. NCBI's taxonomy places the organism in Eukaryota, Metazoa, Mollusca, Gastropoda, Neomphalida, Peltospiridae. The transcript has 10 exons. Gene Ontology annotation, molecular function: protein binding. Bases 597 to 1697 code for a protein of 366 amino acids. The record is from RefSeq and is a predicted model, not a curated record.